This is a messenger RNA of Frieseomelitta varia, 5702 nucleotides long. RefSeq names its product PAN2-PAN3 deadenylation complex catalytic subunit PAN2 (gene PAN2). The record is from RefSeq and is a predicted model, not a curated record. Gene Ontology annotation, molecular function: protein binding; nucleic acid binding; poly(A)-specific ribonuclease activity. Gene Ontology annotation, biological process: nuclear-transcribed mRNA poly(A) tail shortening; mRNA processing. Gene Ontology annotation, cellular component: P-body; PAN complex. The transcript is spliced from 20 exons. Bases 366 to 4418 code for a protein of 1350 amino acids. NCBI's taxonomy places the organism in Eukaryota, Metazoa, Arthropoda, Insecta, Hymenoptera, Apidae.
GCAGCAGGUGUCGCCACCGUGAUAUAGCUUUACAUAGGUGAAAUGCGCAGAAAAGUGGAAUGAUGAAUUAAAUGUACUUUGAUAAACGGGUUGGUUCGCGUUUUGUGAGAAACGAGUGCAAAAAGUGUUGUGUUAACCAUAAUUUUCGUUAAUUUGGAUCGUCCAAUGAUGAGGAAACUGUAAAUAUUCGUGAGCAAAUGUUUCGCUUGUUGCAUAGUUACCAAGGCGACUGGAGUGCAUACGUAUGCGUGUCGGAAAUUGUGCUAUGAAAAGAGAACGAUCAUUGAGGUAACGAUUCCACGGCUAUCUUCGUACCAACGGCAAUUCCAUGUUUCAAAAAUUUGCGGCCUGAGAACAGGAAUAUUAUGGACUAUCCAGUUUUAGGUCAUUACGACCCGUCCGUAGAAGCCUCGGCCGAUAGCGGUGGCGACGAGCAAGAACUCCUUUGGGAAGAAUCAAAUUAUGUUUUGUCCAACGACGAAUAUGUACCUGCAGCAGAGCAAUUUGGAGAAGAUUUUGCUGGAGCCGAGUUUCAUGAAACUCGUACUUUACUCGCUGAUGGAGGCGAUAGAUUUGGAGUUUCCACUGUCGCUUUUGACAAUAUUGAAGAACUUAUGUGGAUGGGGAAUCAAGGGGGUCAUGUAACAUCUUAUUAUGGGUCAGGUUUGCAAAAGUAUACCUCGUUCCAAGUUCAUGCCACUCAAGAAGUCAGACAUAUUCAUCCGUUGGAUGAAGGAAUUUUAAUCUUAACACAGAGCUUACUGAGAUGUCAGUUGAGACGUGGUAUACCAAUAUUCACACACAUGUCAUCGAAUAUGAUAGAUAUGCAAUGUAUGUUGCAAAUUUCACCAACAAGGUUACUUAUGGGAGGUCAUCAGGAAAAAAUAAUUGAUUUUAAUCUGACUAGAGGAAAAGAGACCGGAUUAGUACACGUAGGUGAAAAUGGUUGUGCAAUUUUAAGGCAGCAUAGCAGACUUAUAUGCUGUGGCAAUCCUGCCGGAAGAAUUGAUCUCAGAGAUCCAAAUACGUUAUCGAUAGAGCACACUUUUGAUACCCAUAGUGGUUCUCUCAGUGACUUUGAUGUUCAAGGAAAUUAUCUUGUUACCUGUGGUUUUAGUAACAGUCGUCAGGGUUUAUCAGUAGAUCGAUUCUUAAUGGCAUAUGACUUAAGACAAAUGAGAGCAUUAAGCCCUGUUACAACCUUGGUAUAUCCUCUCUUAUUGAAAUUUCUACCCAGCUAUUCCAGUCGUUUAGCUGUUGUAGCACCAUUGGGACAAAUGCAACUUCUUGAUACUAUCUAUGCUAAUGUACAGCCAGCCGUGACAUGCUUGUAUCAGGUUGCAACUGGCGGUGCAAUGAUAUUAUCGUUCGAUGUAUCUUCUACAUCUCAAUGUCUGUGCUUUGGAGAUUCGGCAGGUUCUAUACAUCUUAUGUCCACAAAUACACCUGAGCCACAAUUUAAUACAUUCUCUCGGCCAACUGAAUUUGCUGAUCCAGUUGAUUCAAUUCAAUCUAUAUCGUUUGAUGAUGAUGUCACGCCAUUAAGUACAAUACCAGUUGUUUAUACUGGCCAUCCAUUGUUGAGCGAUUGGCCAGAGGAAUAUUUAAAAAAAGUUUAUAGGAAAACACCAACGAUUGAUCCUGAAAUAUUGCGUACAAUGAAGAUGCAAGGAACUAUAGGUUAUGCCCCAAAUCCUCAGGCAUUUCGCAGAAAUCAAAUACCUUACAAUUUGGAAAAACGACGGGGAGUAGUUGCGAAGCUUUUCGCGGGAGACUCACGGUCUAAAACAGACGACGGCACCUUUGUGGCCAUACCUAAACGUUAUCGUAAAAUCGAGGUGAAAUACUCACGUCUCGGUUACGAUGAGUUUGAUUUUGAUCAGUAUAAUCGCACCAACUUCUGCGGUCUCGAAGCCACUCUUCCCAACAGUUAUUGUAACGCUAUGCUGCAGUUACUUUAUUAUUGCGAACCUGUGAGAAUAGCAUUGCUCUCUCAUUCCUGUCAAAGAGAAUUCUGCCUGUCCUGCGAACUAGGAUUCUUGUUUCAUAUGUUAGAUACAUCUCGAGGAUUGCCUUGCCAGGCAGCCAAUUUUCUUCGAGCUUUCCGAACGGUUCCCGAAGCAGCAGCCUUGGGACUUAUACUUAGUGAUCUCCAUCCGGAAGCCAAGAGAAAAACGAAUUUAAUACGAUUGAUACAGAGUUGGAAUAGAUUUAUAUUACACCAGAUUCACUAUGAAAUUUUGGAAACAAGGAAACGUCAACAAGAGGAAGAGGAAGCUGCUAGGCUUAAAUCAGGGCCCAAAUGUCCACCGUUCGUUUAUAAUGAGCAGGAUUUUCCUAGUAUUUUACAAGACAUUGGCUCUCGGUACAGAAGCCAUGCAGAAGAAAGGAAAAAAAGGAGAAAGCAAGAGGAGGAUGGUAAAUAUAUGUGGAUCACAUCGAAAGAUAAAAACAGCAAGAAAUCUAUCGAAGAGAAUGAAGUACGAGACGAAGAGACAGAGAUCAGUCGUUUAUUUGGAUCUGAACAAAUGCACAUACACCGCUGUCUCAAAUGUGGGCAAGAAGCUAUGAAACAUUCCAUCAUGUUGCUGUGUAACUUAGUUUAUCCGGAAUUAACACAUCCUUCAGAGGAGGUUCCAUUUACAAGUGUUCUUGCCCGCAGUUUAAAACCCGAGAAAAUUACACCUGCAUGGUGUGACAAUUGUCAGAAAUUUACACCCACUCUCCAAUCUCGGCAAUUGACUAAACUACCUCAAAUAUUGGCUCUGAACUGUGGUUUAGAUACACAGCAGGAUAAAGUGUUCUGGCAAGCACAAAUGGAUAUAGUCGUUCAAAAAGUAUUAAGUGGCAAGGAGAGUAGUCCGUCUUCGAGUCCUAUUCCCAUUACCGUGAAACCAUGUCGGUACGGUAACAAUUGUACUCGAAUUGGCUGUAGAUUCAGACACAUUGGUAGAGAUCCAGAAAAUAUAUCAACGUCACCAGUUACUCCACCGACAGCGACUUCGACACCGGUCGCAACACCACCUAGUCACUUGUAUUAUUCUCAUUCAUGGAUUCCACACAAUAUAGAGAUCUCCUUGAAUAGUAGCUGUGAGUUGUUCGUGGAGAAGAUAAGUGUUCCAAAGAACGAUUCUAACGAAAAUAAUAAGUCGACCAACGAGAUCCUAGUAGAAAACGGUCAGAAGGCUGACAAGAUACAUGAUUCUGAGAUUACUGGAGAAGGAGAGAACGUAGCUGAAAAUCAUAUUAACGCAAAACCAGAUAACGAUGAGAAGGACGAAAACAAAACUGAUGAGAAUUUGGAUAAAGUUCAAUAUAGUCUUAGUGCUGUUGUUUGUUAUAUCGAUGAUAAGACUAAUGAAGAUAGGAGGAAUAUUGUUGCCUUGCUGCGAGUUGGACCAAAUUUUCAUGAACGAUCGGCUGGUAGUGCGGUAUCGCAGUGGUACAUUUUUAACGAUUUUUGUAUAUCCGCAGUAACGCCGCAAGAAGCGGUAUGGUUCAAUCUUGAUUGGAAGGUUCCGUGUGUCCUUCAUUACACGGCUGUGCCUGCACCCGAACCAUUACCGUUUGUCAGUCCGCUUACCUAUGACGUAUUUGGCGAAGAUAAGUGCAUUGCUCGCAGUGGGGGGACGAGGGGUAUCACAUUUACUCCAUUAACGUCCGACGAAAUGCCUAAAAAAGGUGAACUAGUUGGAAUUGAUGCAGAAUUUGUAACGUUGAAUCAGGAAGAGUCCGAGCUUCGAAGCGAUGGAAAAAUGUCCACCAUAAAACCAAGUCAUAUGUCAGUUGCACGUAUAACUUGUAUACGUGGCCAAGGUCCUUUGGAGGGAACUCCCUUCAUUGAUGAUUAUAUAAGCACUCAAGAACAGGUAGUGGAUUAUUUGACAAAAUUCAGUGGCAUUCAGCCAGGUGAUUUGGACGCAAACUUUAGUAGCAAACAUUUGACCACUUUAAAGUCAACGUACCAAAAACUACGAUUCCUCGUUGAUAAUGGAAUCAUGUUUGUUGGUCAUGGACUGAAAAAUGACUUUAGAGUGAUAAAUUUAGUCGUUCCACCGGAACAGAUAGUAGAUACAGUAUUGUUGUUUCAUUUACCCCAUCAUCGUAUGGUAUCGUUGCGUUUUCUUACGUGGCAUUUUUUGGGUAAAAAAAUUCAGUCGGAAACACAUGAUUCUGCAGAAGAUGCCAGAGCUGCUCUCGAGUUGUAUCGUAAAUACAAAGAGUUAGAGAGUUCUGGUAAGCUGGCCGAAUCACUAAAGGAGCUUUACAAUAUUGGCAACCAAUUACAAUGGAAAGUAAGGAUAGUGGAUUAUUUAAAAUAUUCAUUGUGUAUCGAUAUUUUGAUUGAUUUGACUUUUUUUUUCAGGUUCCGGACAGCUGAUAUGAGGAUGACUCUCAGGAAGAAAUGCAUGAUUUAAUUACGCGCAACGACAAUGAAGUUUAGACGAUGAUUUUAAAGUAUAAUCGUAGAUCAGUCGACGAAUAAACUUCGAAAGACAUCGUCUUUCACGGCGUCGAUUCUUAAGCGAUAGAAUCGUACGUUUUUCCUGUUCAAAAAGAGUCCAAUUAUUCAUACACAGAUACUAGGAAAAUUCCAAGAUUAAAUGCGGUAAUGAUGUUACGAGUUAAUGAUUACGGGUACAACUGCAUUCUCAUUCGUGUUUGGUAUUUUCUUACCUCACGACACACUGGCGCGUGAGAUCGUUGGAUCUCAACUCAACUGUUAUCCAUUUCUUAGUUACGCUCUAUUUGAUCGAGAUUGUUAUAAAUUAUCACGCCAAAGUUUUAAAGAAAACAAAAUUCCUUCCUGAGUGUAAUUAAUUUUUUUUUUUUUUUUUUUUGAAAGUAUUAAAGCAAAAUGUCUGGCAUGUAUUCAAUGGUAAUCGUAUACAUACAUAUUGUUCGAUAGCAGAUUAGCAUUUUGAAGAGCAGUACCGAUGCCACACUGCCUAAAACGAACAUAUUUACAAAUAUAUUUAAUUUCUUGAUAUAUUCUAAAUGGAGCAUCUACACACAUACAUAUAAGUUUAUCUUGCUCGGUAAAUCAUUUUAACCCUUCACUGACUAGUUUCACUAUUGAAGUUUGAAAACUAGUUCAGACUUUCGAUAUUUAAAUGGAGUGAAAAAUUAUAUCAUUAAAAAGUUUAUUUCUUGUACUUCAAAUCGGUAUACGAAUAUCUUACAAUUAUUGAAAGAUUAUUUACAAAAAUAACAAAGAAAUCAUGCCAUAUGCCUGAAGUGCGUAUGUUGCAUCGCUGAAGGAUUGCUAGUACUUGUAUGUAAUCGAAAAUUAGUAUUUUUAGUAAUAAUUCUGGAGAAGGUGUAUCUAUACGAGUCGUUUUUCAUGAUUUCCUUUUUUAUACAUAUAUUUUUUGAAAUAUUGACUUUUGUAAUGUUUGUAAUGUUUUGUCCAACGACAGCUCGCUAAAAAAGGAAGAAAAUAUGGAGACACAUUUUUAUAAGAUUUACUUCAUCUCCGUGGUAGAUUUCAUUUCGUCUCACGAAUUUAUGGAAGUCAUUUUCGCUCGUUUGCAAAAAAACAAAUCAAUCAUUGAAAGAACCACAAAUUUUUCUAAAGAUCCUUUUCUACUUUGAGGUUCUAGAAAUGCAAAGAAAAAUAAUAUUAAAUGAAAUGCGGUAGUAUAUUUUACAAAAUAAUUGUACUCAUAGAUUAUUUUUGUAUACAUUUUAUCAAUGACAAU